AUGACCAGUACUGAAUCUGAGAGUCAGCACAAUAAAUUAUUGACUGACGAAGAUUUUGACCCAAAUGAACUGGAGAAACGAUAUGUACAUCAAGUAUAUGACGUAAUAGCGUGUGAGUUUAGCUCUACACGACAUUCACCAUGGUCUAGUGUUAUGAAAUUUAUUGAAUCACAACCAAUUGAUAGUUUAGGCGCUGAUAUCGGUUGUGGAAAUGGAAAGUAUUUGCUUGCAUCAUCAAAAUACUAUUCUAAUAUAAAAGUUAAUAAUUCAUCUACCAGUGUUCAGGAUAAUGAUCCACUAACUCGUGUUAAUUUUAUUCCUAUCGCUGCUUUGGAGAGAAGUUCAAAAUUAGCAGAAAUUGUUUAUAAUAGAGGUUUUGAUGUAGUAGUUGGUGAUAUUCUACAGAUACCGUAUUGUUCAAAUCGUUUUGACUUUUUUAUAUGCAUAGCUGUUAUACAUCAUUUAUCUACUCUGGCUAGACGUAUUGAAGCAGUGAAAGAGUUGGCACGUAUUCUACGUGUUGGAGGUGAAGGAUUAAUACAAGUUUGGGCUAAAGAACAACAUGGUAUAUCAAAGUCUGAACCGACAUAUUAUGUAAAUCGUAAAACAAAACCUACAUCGUGUGAUAACAAUUCAUCAGAAACCUCUGAACGAAUAAUUGAAGCUGUUCCAGGUGUACAUUUACCUUUGCAUAUAAAUGGAACAGAAUUUCGUAAUACAGAUAUGCUUGUCCCAUGGAAAAAAAAGAAUCAUAAAGCCAGUAUACAGUCUGAUGAUACAAAGGAUUCAUUACCAGAAUCAAUGUAUGGUCGGUAUUAUCAUUUAUUUAUUCAAGGAGAAUUGGAUGAUCUGAUUGCUAAAGUACCUAGUUUAAAAGUUGAAAAGUCAUUUUAUGAACAAGGAAAUUGGGUUGUACAUGUCAAAAAAAUUGUAUAA
Molecule: messenger RNA, 936 nt
Organism: Trichobilharzia regenti
Lineage: Eukaryota; Metazoa; Platyhelminthes; Trematoda; Strigeidida; Schistosomatidae
Source: the annotation of a GenBank genome assembly